AUUGAUGCCGCAGCUUUCAUCCUCUCAGCCGCGCAGAACCUGUCGCUUGGGCACCGCCUUGAUGACGUCACAGGAGGGGGGGAGCUGCCGACCCAGCUGUUCGCAAGGCAGGGCCAGCUGUGACGUCACUGACCUGCAUUACCUCCGUCACACGGCAACAGCCCAACCCGCAGCUGUGUUCGGAGCGGCCGGGGAGGCGAACAAUACCCGAGCAUCCGCUGCAUCACCGCGGCCUUCUCUGCCCCGCACCCUCCAGGAGCAGCAUGUAAACAAUGCAGACAUAGCCAGUCACCGCGGAGAUCGCAGCGCGGGCCAGGAUGGAUUUUCAGCAGCUGGCAGACGUCGCCGACAAAUGGUGCUCCAACACCCCCUUCGACCUGAUCGCCACCGAGGAAACGGAGCGGAGGAUGGAUUUCUACGCCGACCCCGGGGUCUCCUUCUACGUGCUGUGCCCCGACAAUGGCUGCGGGGACAAUUUUCAUGUGUGGAGUGAAAGUGAAGACUGCUUGCCUUUCCUGCAGCUAGCUCAGGAUUACAUUUCAUCUUGUGGGAAGAAAACCCUUCAUGAAAUACUGGAGAAAGUCUUCAAGUCUUUUCGGCCACUCCUCGGUCUCCCAGAUGUGGACGAUGACACUUUUGAAGAAUACAAUGCAGAUGUGGAGGAAGAAGAACCAGAGGCAGAUCACCAGCAGAUGGGGGUCAGCCAGCAGUAGAAUACCUAGGAUAUUCCCUAUAGAAAGAAAAACCAACCCAACAUAAUGUAAUAGUAAACACAUUUGACAAAAAUGCAGAACCACUCACAGCGAGCAGAGCAUCAGGCUUGCCGACAGCAGCGUUUCCAUGGGAGUUUUGUUGCUUUCCAUCCAUUUCCGAUUGUAAAAUUUUCUAUAAUUGUUUGGAGGCUGUUGGGCUCAGUUUGGAACAGAUCUGACUAAUAGGGAUUGCAAGUGCCGAUUUGAUAACAGUGGAUGGGGACCUUUAAAUGUGACCUUAAAGAGUAGCCCAAACGUAGUCUUCAUGGUGGAGGUUUUUAGGUAACCCUAGUGAGCACUGCAU
This is a messenger RNA of Bufo bufo (common toad), 1056 nucleotides long. It is a transcript of the gene MTURN, whose product is annotated as maturin, neural progenitor differentiation regulator homolog. Gene Ontology annotation, biological process: regulation of signaling; positive regulation of megakaryocyte differentiation. Gene Ontology annotation, cellular component: cytoplasm. The transcript is spliced from 3 exons. NCBI's taxonomy places the organism in Eukaryota, Metazoa, Chordata, Amphibia, Anura, Bufonidae. Bases 318 to 713 code for a protein of 131 amino acids. The record is from RefSeq and is a predicted model, not a curated record.